GGCGAGAGGCCGGGGCCUGGGCAGGCGCAUGCGCGCGGUCGUCAUGACAACUCCACCGCGGCCUUAGGGGUGAAAAGAAACAUGCGGGGCGGCGGGAAGGUGGCGGCUGGGGCCGUGGCCGGGUCUCCGCCUCCCGCCCCCACUACAACCCCUACCACGUCCCGCGCCCCGGCCAACAGUAGCGUUCCAGAAAUUAUGGGCAGUCUCCAGGAAGUUUAUUAUAAUCUGUGUAUGGAAAAGUCCAGGAAAAUUAAUUCUUUCGUAUGGCAUCUACUUCAGGAAGUGGAUGAAGAAAUUGAAAAGGGAUUGGAAGGAAUCACAUUAAACAUUGCUGGUAACAGUCGCUUAAUGCCAGUAGAAAGAAUAACAAGUGAAGAUUUUUGGAUUCUUUCCAGAAUUUUAAAGAAUAAUCCAUGUAUUAAUGGCUUGGAUGUUAGAUAUAACCUCAUAAGUGAUGUUGGUGCAUACUACGCUGCAAGACUGCUUCAGAAACAACAUAAACUCAUUUAUUUAAAUCUUAUGUUUAAUGAUAUUGGGCCCAAAGGUGGAGAACUGAUUGCUAAAGCAUUACAUACGAAUACAACUCUGAAAUACCUAAGAAUGACUGGAAACAAGAUUGAAAAUAAAGGUGGAAUGUUUUUUGCUGCAAUGCUACAAAUUAAUUCAUCCUUAGAAAAAUUAGAUCUGGGUGACUGUGAUCUGGGAAUGCAAAGUGUGACAGCAUUUGCUACAGUCCUAACUCAAAACCAAACAAUUAAAGGAAUAAACCUAAACCGACCUAUACUGUAUGGUGAACAGGAAGAGUCCACAGUUCAUCUAGGCCACAUGUUGAAAGAAAAUCACUGCCUUGUUGCACUACACAUGUGUAAGCAUAACAUGAAAAACUGUGGUAUAAAACAGCUAUGUGAUGCACUGUAUCUGAACAGAAGCCUACGCUACCUUGAUGUCAGCUGCAACAAAAUAAGUCGUGAUGGAAUGGUGUAUUUGGCUGACGUACUGAAAAGCAAUACUACCCUGGAAGUAAUAGAUCUUUCUUUUAACAGAAUAGAAAAUGCAGGAGCAAAGUAUCUCAGUGAAACUCUUGCUUCACACAACAGGAGUCUUAAAGCGUUGUCAGUAGUCAGCAACAACAUAGAGGGAGAAGGACUUGUUGCACUUUCACAGUCCAUGAAAACAAACCCCACACUCUCGAAUGUCUACAUUUGGGGAAACAAAUUUGAUGAGGCUACAUGUGUGGCAUAUUCAGACUUAAUUCAAAUGGGCCGUCUAAAACCAGACAAUACAGAUGUGGAGCCAUUUGUGGUGGAUGGACAUGUGUAUCUUGCAGAAGUCUCCAACGGCCUUAAAAAGCAUUAUUACUGGACACCAACUUACAGAGAAGCUUGCAGUCACUCAUCUAAUGCAGGUUCUAUUCUUGUACCAGUAGGUCCAGAUCUAUGAAAAACAAGCUCUACAAUAAUUUUCACAUACUUGCCUUAUGUUAGUAGUUUAUGGCCUACAUUCUUCAUUCAUAAAUUACUUCUUGAAUGUUAACUUUUUGAAAUGUGUAAAAGAUAGGACUAUAUUAAACUUUAGCUGUCCAUUGUGGAAAAACUGAGUGAUAAAAUUUUUUAGAAAAAAUUGUAUAGGAAAAC
This is a messenger RNA of Hyaena hyaena (striped hyena), 1634 nucleotides long. It is a transcript of the gene LRRC34, whose product is annotated as leucine rich repeat containing 34. Lineage: Eukaryota; Metazoa; Chordata; Mammalia; Carnivora; Hyaenidae. Gene Ontology annotation, molecular function: protein binding. Bases 82 to 1440 code for a protein of 452 amino acids. The transcript is spliced from 11 exons. The record is from RefSeq and is a predicted model, not a curated record.